UUUCAUGUGUGUGUGCGUGUGUGUGUGAGGGCAGCGCUCCGCUCCGACCGUGGCUUUGGAUUAUCGUGUUAUGGGUGACUGCACCAUCUGCGAUCCCUGCCCUGGCACAAGGGCUCUUUUUUCCGCGAAAAACAAGCUUUGUGAAAUCUGUAGAGAAGUUCUGGAGAUGGCUGUGAAGCGUGAAGCGACGCGAAAUCCAUCGACGGCUAAACGGCUUCCCUGGGUUUCGCUGACUUUCUCAUUGCUUCACUGAAGAUGGACACACUGGAGUCGGAGUUGACUUGCCCAAUCUGUCUGGAGCUUUUCGAGGAUCCUCUACUACUGCCUUGCGCCCACAGCCUGUGUUUCAACUGCGCCCAUCGCAUUCUAGUGUCCCACUGUCCGUCAUUCGACGAGUCCAGCAAACCCUAUUCUGCCUUCCAGUGUCCCACCUGCCGCUAUGUCAUCACCCUCGACCAGCAGGGUCUAGACGGCCUCAAGCGCAACGUCACUUUACAGAACAUCAUUGACCGCUUCCAGAAGGCGUCUUUGAGCGGGCCGAACUCACCGAGUGAGACGCGCCGCUGCAGCCGCGAUCCGUUCCCCUCGGUGGCGGUGGACGAAGGCAGGGUCAUGAGUUCGCCGUGCGAAGCUGUCCAGUGCCAGUUCUGUGAGCAGGAUCCGCCACAGGAGGCGGUCAAGACCUGCGUCACCUGCGAGGUUUCGUAUUGCCAGGAAUGCCUGCGCGCCACUCACCCUAACAAGAAGCCCUUCACGGGACACCGGCUCACCGAACCCGUGCCGGACUCGCGCCUCAGAGGACUGGCCUGUCCCGAGCACGGAGAGGAGAAGGUCAACAUGUACUGCGUGACGGACGAGCAGCUGAUUUGCUCGCUGUGCAAACUGGUCGGGCAUCACCGUGACCACCAGGUGGCAGCACUGGGAGAGCGAUUCGACAAGCUGAAGCACAUGUUGGAUUCCAACCUCAGCAAUCUGAUCAAGAGAAACAGUGAGCUGGAGAACCUGAUGGCCAAACUGAUCCAGACGUGUCAGCAUGUGGAGCACAAUGCGGCUCAUCAAGAGAGCAAACUAGCAGAAGAGUGCGACACGCUGAUAAACAUCGUCCAGCAGAGGAGACAAGUCAUCGGCACUAAGAUCAAAGAAGGAAAGGUGGUUCGCUUGAGAAAGCUAGCGCAACAGAUCGCUAACUGUAAGCAGUUUGUGGAGAGAUCGUCUUCGCUCAUCGUUCAAGCCGAUCUGGUUCUGAAAGAGACGGAUCACGCUCGAUUCCUGCAGACCGCAAAGAGCAUCUCAGAGCGAGUCUCGAUGGCCACGGCGUCCUCACAGGUCCUGAUCCCAGAGAUCAACCUGAACGACACGUUUGACGCGUUCGCACUGGACUUCUCCAGAGAGAAGAAGAUGCUGGAGGGCCUGGAUUACCUCACAGCUCCGAAUGCUCCCACCAUCCGCGAGGAGCUGUGCACGGCGUCUCACGACACCAUCAGUGUUCACUGGACAUCGGAGGAUGAGUUCAGCGUGGUCUCGUACGAGCUUCAGUACAGCAUCUCCACCGGACAGACCAACGUCGUCAGUCUGUGUAACUCGAUGGACAGCUGGAUGAUCGUGCCCAACAUUAAGCAGAAUCACUACACGGUCCACGGCCUGCAGAGCGGCACCAAGUACAUCUUCAUGGUGAAGGCCAUGAAUCAGGCUGGAAGCCGCAGCAGUCCUCCGGCCAAACUCAAGACCAACAGUCAGCCGUUUAAGCUGGACCCAAAGUCGGCCCACAGGAAGCUGAAGGUGUCCCAUGACAGUCUGACGGUGGAGCGGGACGAAGCCUCGUCGAUGAAGAGCCACGCUCAGGACCGCUUCGGCAGCACGGGGAACUACGGCGUGACGGGGAACGUGUUCAUCGACAGUGGCAGACAUUACUGGGAGGUUCUGAUCGGAGGAAGCACAUGGUUUGCUAUCGGGAUCGCCUACAAAUCGGCUCCCAAGCACGGCUGGGUCGGUAAGGACUCGGCAUCAUGGGUACUGAGCCGCUGUAACACCUCGUGGGCCGUGCGUCACAACAGUAAGGAGUUCCCCAUCGAGCCGUCUCCUCACAUGAGGCGUCUGGGCGUCCUGCUCGACUACGACUCCGGCUCGCUGGCGUUUUACGAUGCCGCUGGAACGCAGCACCUGCACACCUUCGACAUCGCCUUCUCUCAGCCCAUCUGUCCCGUCUUCAGCGUGUGGAACAAGUGCUUGACCGUCCUCACCGGGCUCCCCAUCCCAGACCACUUAGAGAUCAGCGACCCGCGCGACUGAACGCUCGCUGAUCACAGGAAGAGUUCUGACCAGAAACGAAAAUUAGCUGAACAUGUGUUCACACUCGGGUCAUCAAAGAUUAGGAUGAGUUUAUUUCUUCACCAGAUUUGUAGAAAUGUAGGAUUGCAUCAGUGUCUCAUCAAUGGAUGCUCUGCAGUGAAUGGGUGCCGUCAGAAUGAGAGUCUGAUAAAAACAUCACAAUAAUCCACAGCACUCCAGUCCAUCAGUUAACAUCUGGAGAAGACACAAGAUGAAACAAAUCCAGCAUUAAGAUGAUUUUAACUAAAAUACAUUGAGUCUAUAAUCAAUAAUAACACUUCCUCCAGUAAAGAAGUCCAUCUCCUGUUGUCUCUCUCAUCAAAAUCCAGUUACAUAUUUGUUUAGAGCGGUUUUGGCCUGUAAACUGUGCAGAUUUCUCUCCUGAUUCAGACCAGACCGCUUUUUCACUGGAGGAAGUUUUAUCAUGGAUUAUUACUAUUUUUAACUAGUGUCUAUUGUUUUUUUUUUUUUUUUUCAGUUUUAAUUUGUAUAUUUAAUUUAUAUUUAUCUUUUGUUUCUUCUCCCCUAUUUUAGCAACUUAUAUAUUAAAAAAUAAAUUAAAAAAUAGAUAUUUUCUGUUUAGCUUUUUUGAUAGAAAUUUUUAUUAAUCAAAUUGAUUUCCAUUUCAGUUUUUAGUAAUUUUAGUACUUCAGCUUAAACUUAUUUACAAAUUAUAUAUCAAAAUUAUAUGUUUUUUUCAUCAUAUUAUUACUAUUUUUUUCAGUUUUAAUCAUUGAAGUACUGUAAAUUAAACAUUAAUUUAAUUUAUGGUCAGCAUUCCUUUUUUUUUUUUUUUUUUUUUUUAGUUUAAUUUCUUCAUAUAACACUACAGGACAUUUUAUUUCAGCAUCAUUUUAAUUAACAAACAUGGUUUUAGGUCACAAUAACAUCACUAUCAAGUGUUUCCUGAAGUUAAAUUAAACUUAAUAAAGAAUUUCAUAUGAUGGAUUAUGGACUUUAAAGUCCUAAUGCUGGAUUUGUUUCAUCUUUUGUCUUCUCUAAAUGUUAACUGAUGGACUGGAGUGAUGUGGAUUAUUGUGAUGUUUUAUCAGCUGUUUGGACUCUCAUUCUGACGGCACCCAUUCACUUGCAGUGAGCAAGUGAUGCAAUGCCAAACUUUUCCAAAUCUGAUGAAGAAACAACCUCAUCUACAUCUCAGAAAGCCUGAGGACGAGGACACAUGCAGCACAUUUUCAUUUUUCUCUGAACUAUUCCAGCGUAUAGAUAAAAAUAAAUAAAUAAAAAAACAGCUAUGUGUCUCUCCUGACCGCUUGUUAACAUCAGGUGCUCUAUAAACCUGCAGAACUGGACCAAAAUCAUAGGAAAAGUCCAUAAUAAUGUUCCCGGCUUCACUAACAGAUCGUAUACUGUGCAUUGCUUCACCUACACUCCAUAAUUAAGCACCUUGAUUCCUAAUAGUUGAUGAUUAUUUAUGACUCUUCUGUCUCAUGCACCUCGAGUCACUUUAUUUACUCAUUCUUUAGGGUUUUUAGUAUGACUUUAAGAUCGUGUACAAACACCCAAAUCAUCACCUGUAGUUACAUGAAAUCAAUAUUACUAUCAAACGCUCCUAUGCUCCUCUAUUAGACUGAUGCUGUUCUUCACGUCCUCAAACCCUUACUGUGUUCAGAAUGGAAUACUCGCUCACUACAUAGUGCAUACUGCGCAGUAUACUUACUCUGAGUAGAACAGAACAAUGCUCUCAUUAAUCAACAUAUUUUAAUGAUUUCUGAAGAUCAUGUGACACUGAAGACUGGAGGAAUGAUGCUGAAAAUACAGCUGUGCAUCACAGAAAUAAAUUACACUUUAAUAUACUUAGAGUAUACUGCAGAAAUAGUAUGAGUAGGAUGCCAUUCUGAACCGAGCCAUAUAUUGUACGUGCACUUUUUCUAAGUGUCUGACCUUCUACCCUGUCAUUUUUUGCAAGAAAACUGUGAGGUUAAAUUUGAUGAAUUUAAUUUCCAGGAUGUUUUUGGACUCCCUGCUCGUCACGUGACAUGGAAGGAGAAAUGCCAAAGUGUGGAUAUAUCCUGAAAUGAAUUUCUUUUGACUUUGAUGAAAUCGAUCUGACUCUCAGGACGUUUUCAUCGUCACACUGAGGUUCGGUUCGAACGACCAAAAUCACAAAGGGAUGUUAGUUAAAAAAGAUCAAUGAUUUGUCACAAUCAGUUAAAUGAAUGGCAUUUGUUAGAAAUAUGGUGUAUGUGUUGCAGAUUGAGUAGCACCUACUGCACUUUAUACAUGAGUUUGGUUUGAUUCACUGUUUAGAUCUUCUUUUUUUGGCCCUUUUCUGGAAAAUGCUUUUAAACCUGUUUCAAUGUACAGUGUUACAGUUAUAUUUUGUAUUCAGAAUAUUUUUUUUUUCUGAAUAAAAAAAAAAUGAAUUAUGUGCUUCCCUGAAAUAAUAAAAUUGUGUGUCCUA
This is a messenger RNA of Carassius gibelio (silver crucian carp), 4750 nucleotides long. It is a transcript of the gene mid1, whose product is annotated as midline 1. Lineage: Eukaryota; Metazoa; Chordata; Actinopteri; Cypriniformes; Cyprinidae. The record is from RefSeq and is a predicted model, not a curated record. The transcript has 10 exons. Bases 256 to 2289 code for a protein of 677 amino acids. Gene Ontology annotation, molecular function: zinc ion binding; protein binding.